Messenger RNA from Angiostrongylus costaricensis, 771 nucleotides. Lineage: Eukaryota; Metazoa; Nematoda; Chromadorea; Rhabditida; Metastrongylidae. The record is from the annotation of a GenBank genome assembly.
AUGUCGGGCUCGACGCUACUGCGAGCGCUUGAUAAUCAUGACCGAGCCGAAACCGAACGUCUUCUUGAGUUACAGCCGGUAGACACUUCGAUUUUGCUAAAAGUGGUAGUGAUUUCUUCUGAACUUAGUCGUCAGGCUUUCUUCUUGUGUUUCCCAAUUGUCUCUUCUCUCACUUGCAUGCAAGAGGAGAUAGCAAUUAGAGAUCCGGACGAACGUGUUGCUUUACAUUAUGCGGCCGAAACCAUGGAUUUGGAAAUGUUCCAGAAAAUUCUCGAACGUGAUGUGACAUUACUUGAUUGUGAGGAUCGUAACGGGCUUACUCCGAUGCUGAUGGCGGUGAUGGGUGGUCGAACGGAUUUGGUGAAGUUGCUGCUCUCCAGGGGUGCCAACAUCGAGCACCGCGAUCGCGAUGGUCAUUCUGCAGUGCAUUGGGCGGUGGUGUGUGGCCAGCUAGAUAUGUUGACUUUUCUUCUUGCCGAAGGUGCCGAUGUAGAGGCACACGAUUUACUGUGGCAUUUUUCGAACGUUUGUUUGCAACUGCAGAGAGCCACUCCACUCCACUACGCGACUGCUGCAGAGGAAACAUCAACUGAAUUAGCAUUAGCUAUACUUCACACUCUUCUCAAAGAAGGAGCGAAGCCAAACUGCAGGGAUUUGGAUGAACGAACACCCAUUCUUUGGGCUGCUAGUAAUGGUAGGUUAUUUAUGGAAAGGAAAUACAUGUUAGAUUCUUUUAAGAGACGUCAGAAAACUGAACUACCACUAUUUUAA